AUGGGCUUCCCCAGUUCAGGCCCUUCUCCCACUCUGCCUCACCAGCACACUGCUUCCUGUGAAGAUGAUUUCCACGUCACCCAGAGGGAGCAUUUUCUCCCCAUUUUACAGAGGCUGUGGACGCAUACGGUCCGGAAGCCUGGUUUCCAGCUCCGUGGCCCAUCCCUGGCUGCGGGGCGUGGAAGCUCCCAUAAGGUAGCGGUGGCCGGCAGCGGCCCCGUCCCGGCAGCAAGCCAUGGGCCAGAAGCUCUCGGGAGCCUCAAGUCGGUGGAGGUGCGAGAGCCGGCACUGCGGCCAGCCAAACGCGAGCUGCGGGGAGCGGAGCCGGGGCGGCCGGCGCGGCUAGACCAGCUACUGGACAUGCCGGCAGCGGGGCUGGCGGUGCAGCUGCGGAACGCGUGGAACCACGAGGACCGCUCGCUCAACGUCUUCGUCAAGGAUGACGAUCGACUCACCUUCCACCGGCACCCAGUAGCUCAGAGCACUGACGGCAUACGCGGCAAGGUGGGCCACGCCCGCGGCCUGCACGCCUGGCAGAUCCAUUGGCCGGCGCGGCAGCGGGGCACGCACGCCGUGGUGGGCGUGGCCACGGCGCGCGCCCCGCUGCACUCGGUGGGCUACACGGCGCUGGUGGGCAGCGACGCCGAGUCGUGGGGUUGGGACUUGGGCCGCAGCCGCCUCUACCACGACGGCAAGAACCGGCCCGGUGUGGCCUACCCCGCCUUCCUCGGGCCUGAGGAGGCCUUCGCGCUGCCCGACUCGCUGCUCGUGGUGCUGGACAUGGACGAGGGCACGCUCAGCUUCGUCGUCGAUGGCCAGUACCUGGGUGUGGCCUUCCGUGGCCUCAAGGGCAAGAAGCUGUAUCCGGUGGUGAGUGCCGUGUGGGGCCACUGCGAAGUCACCAUGCGCUAUAUCAACGGCCUUGACCCUGAGCCUCUGCCAUUGAUGGACCUGUGCCGGAGAUCCAUCCGCCUGGCCCUGGGCCGCCAGCGCCUUCAGGACAUCGGCUCCCUGCCUCUGCCUCAAUCUCUCAAAAACUAUCUGCAGUACCAGUGAUCUGGGGGCUGAGGGGCAGCAGGGGGCACCCUCAGCCCUGGGUCAUCAUUUCCCGGUCACACAGGGCUCCCUCCUCGCCCUGGUUCCCCAGGACAUUCAGAUUCAGUGCUUUGAAAGGCCAGGAUGUCUUCCCAACUUUGAAAACGGAAGGUCUGUUGCCAACCGAUUUGCUGCCUUGGGAGCAGCCCUCUCAAGUCAGACACCUCCUCGGAAGCCGCGAUGACCCUGGAGCCUGUGUCGGGCGGAGAUCCUGCCCGCUGCCAGGCAGGACACAGCGGCCACCAGUAUUGAUCUGAGAGCCUGUUUCCCUAUUCAAGAGAAUGAAUAAAACAUUGGGGCAGGAGACUGUAUUGUGAGCCCCAGUGCAGUCAGGGCCAGGGGAAAAUGGGCCAGCUGCGGCAGGAGAUUGCCUCUGAAUAAUGAAUGGUGAAAGCAGCUUGAAGCUGGCGCCCCUCUGGCCCCCCCGCCUCCCCCGGGGCCAGGGCAGCAGGAUUCUGUGCCCCUUUGGAGGACUGAUACCCAGGAAUGCCCAGCUGCGGAACUGGCAAGCGGCAAAGCGGUAUUGAGGACCCCCCCCCCCAGCUUACCUCUGAACCCUUGUUUACUUCCCCUCAUGCGCCCUCCUUCCCCACCCACACACCCGGUCUCUGGAUGCCCCCGGCACCCACCUCUAUUCAGGGAAGAGUCUGACGAUUUCACCCAGGGACAGAGUGUAUCCUUUAUUAUUAUUAUUGUUUUAAGUAGCAUCGAAUUUUAAAAGAGGAGUGUGGUGAGGGCAGUACGUAGUCCAAAGGUGCUAAUGGGGCAGUUGGGGGCCUGGUGACACCCAUGGGGGUGAUGUCUUCUGCCUGGGGAGCCUUCCUGGGGUAUUGAGGGUUUCCAGGCAACCAUCACUUCAGGAUGCAGCCUGGCUGCCACAAAGCUUUAUUUGAGCGAAUUAUUUUUUCACUUUAGGAGACUUGUUCGGGUUUGUUUCUGUUUCACUUGCCCACAUGCGCGCGUGCAUGU
Molecule: messenger RNA, 2064 nt
Organism: Phacochoerus africanus (Common warthog)
Lineage: Eukaryota; Metazoa; Chordata; Mammalia; Artiodactyla; Suidae
Gene: SPSB4
Product: splA/ryanodine receptor domain and SOCS box containing 4
Exons: 4
Coding region: 1-1056 (351 amino acids)
Biological process (GO): proteasome-mediated ubiquitin-dependent protein catabolic process; intracellular signal transduction
Cellular component (GO): SCF ubiquitin ligase complex
Molecular function (GO): protein binding
Source: RefSeq, a predicted model, not a curated record